This is a messenger RNA of Durio zibethinus, 713 nucleotides long. RefSeq lists its product as uncharacterized. NCBI's taxonomy places the organism in Eukaryota, Viridiplantae, Streptophyta, Magnoliopsida, Malvales, Malvaceae. The record is from RefSeq and is a predicted model, not a curated record.
AGGGGUCUGGUUCUCUGGCUUCUUUUGGUGCAUCAAAGAGGUUGAAAUAGCUGAAUAUGGCUCUACAGAUCAUGAGCCACCGCUUGCACUUCUUUUUUCUUAUAAAUCUUUUUUGGUAACCAUCAAGAAGAGUGCAGGUGGGUUAAAGAAUCUUAACAACCCACCAUCAAAUGGGAAAAAAAUCCAGUGAACAGAAUCAUUUAUGAGGAGAAUAGACAUGUGGUUUUACUUGCUAGGGUAUUCGAUGCAAUUGAUUCUAUCGUCGCAGUAAUACCCAGGGUUGGAGAGAGAACAACAUGGAACAACCUGAAAACGAAACAAAGCAUGAAAGUCAGCAUGACAUUGAGAUUGAUGGUUUGCAGGAGCCCAACGCAACAUUUCUAAUUGAUUUGAAUCUCCUCAUAGUGGCUCUUUCUUUAAGCUCUGUAUGCAACGAAGAUUGCUUAAAUUUGGUCGACACCGAGAAGACAGAUAUCCAGGAUCAUGAAGCUAAUAAGGGCAAGGCCUUCAUACCCAGGCUUCAUGCUAGAAAACGAGAAACAAACGACGUAAAGUUCAUGAAACGACAAACGCAAAAGACCCAAACAAUAAACAAGGAUUGCAGACAUUGCAGGAAAAUGUAGACGGUAAUGUUAUAAAUGGGAACAGCGAAACAGGAAAUUGCUGAUCAAGGCGCUGAGGAGAUUUAUGACUUACAUUUUUGUAUUCGUAGC